Molecule: messenger RNA, 329 nt
Organism: Euleptes europaea (tarantolino)
Lineage: Eukaryota; Metazoa; Chordata; Lepidosauria; Squamata; Sphaerodactylidae
Gene: COXFA4L2
Product: NDUFA4 mitochondrial complex associated like 2
Exons: 4
Coding region: 1-303 (100 amino acids)
Source: RefSeq, a predicted model, not a curated record
AUGGGAGAAGCCGGCGCGGCACCCCUGCGGAGCCCCAAGGCGAGGGGCGCAUCUCCCCGGGUGGGGCUCUCCCGGCACCUCAAGAGGCAUCCAGGACUUAUCCCCCUCAUUGGUUUCAUCGGGCUCGGGAUGGGGAGCGCUGCCCUUUACCUGUUGAGGCUGGCCUUCUUCAGUCCGGACGUGAGCUGGGACAAGAAAAAUAAUCCAGAACCAUGGAACAAUCUCAGCCCCAACGACCAGUACAAGUUCAUGGCCGUCUCCACAGACUACAAGUCCCUGAAGAAGGAUCGCCCAGAUUUCUGAGUGCGCCUCCACGGAGUCAGGUUUCC